Sphenostylis stenocarpa is the source of this 1212-nucleotide messenger RNA. The record is from the annotation of a GenBank genome assembly. NCBI's taxonomy places the organism in Eukaryota, Viridiplantae, Streptophyta, Magnoliopsida, Fabales, Fabaceae.
AUGUUUAAGUCAUCUACUCAAAGGGAUUCAAGAUGCAAAUACUGCACGGUGAAAUGUGCUCUUCAAAUAUGUGUUUUACUUGGUAUUUGUAUCUGGAUGGUUUAUCUAGCUCAACAUUCUCGUGAUAAAAGGACCACUUAUGCUGGAGAAGGUACAAAAUCAAGCAGUGAAGUUUCUAAGUUGGGGAGAACGGAUCAUCCUGAUGUAGACCAAUCUUCUACCCUUGAUGCAAGUCAUAAGGAGGAAGAGGAUGAAGAAGUAAAUAAACAUGAAGAACUAAACAAGCCAGACAAUUUUAAUGGUAUGGUAGAUGAGAUCUUGACUCAAGAGAAUGAGCAAAAUAACAAUGAAGAAAAACCUGACCAUGGAGAAUAUCAAGUAGACGAAGAUUCUAAAGGGAGUUCUUCGACCAACAAGGAAAGUGAAGAGAAUGAGAAUAAGGCUAACAAGGAUAGUAACGAAGAUACAAACCAAACAAGAAUUGAAGUAAAUAUGAAGGAAAAUCACAAGCAAGAAGAUAAAGAGGAAAGCGAUGCAGCAGAAAAUGAGAGAGAAAAGAAUGAUGAAAUUGAGGAAGAGGCUUCAUCUGAAGAUCAAGUUGAGGAUCAGGAAAAAGAGAGGAGCAAUGAGGAGCCUAGAGAGGGACAUAAUUCCUCCAAUGUUGUAGGAUUUAACCAGACAAAACAAAUUGAGAAAAGAGAAAACAAUGAAUUGGAGUUGGAGUCUGGGACAAAUGGACCUGAAGUGUCUCAUGUUCAUCAGAAUAAGGUCCUAAAUGUUACACAAACAAAAACUACAGAAGUGGUUGAUUCAAUUGUUGCAACAACCAACCAGUCCAUAAGUAACGUAGAAACUCUUCACUCGCAGGAUGUGACUAAUACAACAUACAAUACAACUGAAAAACAGUUUGAAACAUCAGAGAACUACAAGGUGGUGGUGGAGGAAUUCAGUCCACACAAUACAACUUUGGAAUUGAAAUAUUCCAAGUCAGAUGCUGUAGUAGAGCAAGAACAAGUUGAUUCCACCUUAACAAAUUCAUCACGAGCCAAUGAAAGCAUUUUGCUUAAUGAAACAUAUAAUGUCAAAGUAAAUGCUAAUGACAAUGGUCAAGGAGAAUCAGUCAGUGCGUCUAAUUCUUCUAUAAUUGACUCUACUCAGGUUGAGAACAGUGAAAAAGAAGAUGAGGCUCAAAAUGAACCAGUUCAACCAUAG